AUGAUCAAGCAUUUAACGCCAGCUACGGCCAUGUUUUCGAAAUUCAAGAGCGGCGGGGCCACGCAAUGCUCGACGGAGACCAAUCCCAUCGGGCAGUUUUUCGAAAUCGGCAAGCAAGUGGCCAGCGCCGGACCUGAACUCGUCUGGAAAAUACACGACGCUUAUAGGAAGAGCGACGGAAAGGAAUGUUCGGUGUUCAUAUUCGAGAAGCGCUGCGCCGAGAAGCUGCACAAGCCCAAGCGGAAGGAGACCGUGACGGAGAUCCUGCGGGGCAGCGUCAGGCAGCUGGAGCGCUACAGGCACCCGAAGAUCCUGCACGUCGUGCACGCCAUCGAGGAGUGCCAGGACACCCUGGCCUUCGCCACCGAGCCGGUGUACGCCAGCCUGGCCAACAUCCUGGCCUAUCACGAGAGCACCGUCAAUCACGCCGGCAUCCAAUCGGCGCACCACCACCAUCAGCAGCACCAAGCCCAACAGCGGCCGCCCAACGCGAGGGAGUACAAUUUUUUAGAUUUGGAAUACAAGUACGGGAUAUUGCAGAUAACCGAGGCCCUAUCGUUCCUGCAUUAUUCAGGCCACAUGCUGCAUAGGAAUGUGUGCCCUGGCAGUAUCCUGGUGACGAAACGAGGUCCGUGGAAACUGGCCGGUUUGGAAUUCAUUGAACGGAUAAACGACACUGAUGGCGUGGAGCCAAUCCCGUGCCAACCGUGGACCUCGAGGCUUCCGAAAAUGGCUCAACCGAACUUAGAUUAUACCGCUCCCGAAACUCAGCAACAAUCAAUUUGUAGCAUAUUAAGCGACAUGUACUCGUUGGGAAUGGUGAUUUGCGCCAUCUUCAACAACGGUCGGUCCCUGAUACAGGCGAACAAUUCAACAUCGGCUUACCUCAAGCAAAUCGAACUGUUGGAGGAUCAAGUUCGGAACUUGAUUCCGAGGGUUCCACUGCCGCUGCAGGAGGCGACUACGAGGCUCUGCAGCAAGGAUACCAGACAACGACCGACGGCGCAGCUGCUCACUCUUAUUAAAUAUUUUAGCGAUCCGGCGUUGCACGCUCUUCAGUUCCUGGACGUCGUAAAUAUGAAAGACCCCACGCAGAAGUCGCAUUUCUAUCGGAUCGGUCUUAAAGACGCAUUACCCUUCAUCCCGAAGAAAAUGUGGUAUCAAACCGUAUGGCCUUGUUUGCAACAGGAAAUGAGAACUCAGGAGGUGCUGGCUGCCGUCCUGCAAUCGGUAUUGUAUUUUGUGCAGGAAGCUACAGUCGAUGAAUACGAGUCCAUUAUUCUUCCGUCCUUAAGAAACGUGUUUUCGGCGCCGAAAACGGUACAGGCCACCGUGACUCUUCUCGAAAAUUUACACAUAAUUUUAGAAAAAACCCCACGAGAAGAUAUCCAAACGGAAAUCCUACCGAUGUUAUACAACGCUUUCGACAGCACCACAAUACAGGUUCAAAGCGCAGCUUUGGUGGCCGUUACCAACGUUUCGGAUUACCUGGAGGACACCGCGAUAAGGCGGAUAAUCCUGCCGAAGACGAAGAUGAUCUACGAGAAGAACCAAACCGACUCGAAAUUAAUAUCGAACGUGCUCUCCUGCGUCGAACAGACCUUGGGUAGACUGGACAAGACCCAAAUCAUCGACGAAGUCCUACCCUUGCUCUACGACAUCAAGCUCUCCGAUCCCCAGAUCACCCUGAGGGUCGUAAAUAUUUACCGGCUAAUGUUGACCGACAAACGCUACGGGCUGUCGGUGAAUCUGAUGGCCACCAAAGUGAUGCCAUCGCUGCUACCUCAGACGGUCAAUCCCUCGCUCAAUUUGGAACAAUUCACGAUCCUCAUCGAGGUGCUGCAGGACAUGCUCGAGCAGAUCGACCGCAAUCAAAGGAACAAACUGAAACUGGACAAUCUCUCGCUGCCGAGCCCCGAACGACACCGGCCCCUGCGGCACCAAUACAGCUCCGACAACAUGCACGUGCCGCCCUUCAACAUCCCCAAUCUGCGCAUCGAGCAGAGGAAGACGUCGAGCGCCGAGGACAUGGCCCGCAAGAACUCCACCGGCGGCAUUUUGGGCAGCUGGUGGUUCGGCGGAUCGCCGUCGUCGCCCGACAGCAAUUUCCUGCGAGUGGCGAACGCCUUCCCCAAUCGCCGGCUGUCGGACAACACGCUGAUGACGCCCAAGAUCCGGGUGGCGCCGUCGUGCGCCUCGUCGCCGGGCGGCACGCCGGGCGGCGGCCUGCCCAUCAGGCGGCACUCGAGCAUCGGGCCGCAGGAGAGGCGCGGCUCCACCGUCAACCUGUCGCCGCCGACGGGAGGAUCGAUGCCGAAUACGAGCAGCAGCGUACCAUUCCUGCUGAGCAGCAGCAUGCAGAGCAUUAGGUCCCGUCGACCUUCGGCCGUGUUCGGAGGCUCCCAAGGCUCCCAAGGCCUCCUCCAACAGCUCGGCUCAGGCAUGUAUCAACUGUUUGCCGGCCGUCAAUAA
Messenger RNA from Phyllotreta striolata, 2472 nucleotides. The record is from the annotation of a GenBank genome assembly. NCBI's taxonomy places the organism in Eukaryota, Metazoa, Arthropoda, Insecta, Coleoptera, Chrysomelidae.